Messenger RNA from Rotaria sp. Silwood2, 849 nucleotides. The record is from the annotation of a GenBank genome assembly. Lineage: Eukaryota; Metazoa; Rotifera; Eurotatoria; Philodinida; Philodinidae.
AUGUUUUUUUUUGACUGUUUAGGUUGGAUGAUUGAUGAAAGCACUUCUCGAAAUGUAGAAAAAAGUCCCAUAAUCUAUGUCAGAUAUUUUGAAAAUUGGGAAUCUAAAACAAACUUUUAUGAAGUUUUAGGCUUAGAUGGUGAUGAUUCAAUCGUAGAGUUUAUCAAUAUUUUGCUUCAAGCGCAAAUCGAACGUUUAAAACUUAAAUGUUGGCAAAAUUUGUUGGAUAUUCCUGAAUUAAAUUUCAAAAGAUUAUUCAACAUACGUUGGACAGCUAUUCGAGAUUCUAUAAAACCUAUCAUGUUCAAUAUCGCACCAACAAAUCAAGCCUUAUUAGCUACAUUACAAGAGAUUAAAUUUGGUAAAAGUUUAACCAGUGAUGAUCGUGAAACAGCAGCUGAUUUAUUAUCUUCAAUAUUAAAUGAUGAUUCUUGUUUAUGCUUCAUUUCCAUUAUGAUUUACAUAAAUGUAAGAUUCGAACCAUCAAAAUUACAGCGAUAUUUUCUUGUCUUAUUUGAACCUGAUGAUUUAAUCAAUAAUAAAGAUGAAGUCAUGAAAUCAAAUUAUGGACGACAAGAACUUGAAUAUAUUCGCACGAAAUAUAGAAAUUUAAGUGGAUUUAAUUUGGAUAAAUGUCGAAAUGAAUGGAAAACAUUAAAAAUUUCAUUAAAUGAUUUUGUAUGUAUUAAUGAACAGCAAAAAUUUAGAAGAAUAUUUUGGAAAUCAUUCAUCUCAUGGAAAGAAGCGAUCGAUGGUUCUUUUCAUGGGCAGUACAAAAAUAUAUUAAUAUUACUAUCAAUUUAUUUGAUAUCACCAUUUAAUUCAGCUGAACGUGAACGUGGUUAUUAA